CCGGAAGCUGGCAUCAAUCUCAGUAUUUCCAGUCAAAGGUUUCACAACGUUGCUCAUCUUUAUUUCAGCGUAGACACAUUUCACAGAAGGACAGAAUAGACAGUGAUAAUGGCUGAGAGAAAGUCAGUAAAUAAGUACUACCCUCCCGACUGGGAUCCGUCAAAGGGCUCCGUGAACCAAUAUGUCGGCCAGCAUCCACUGCGGGACAGAGCCAAGAAGCUUGGCCAGGGUAUCCUUGUCAUCAGGUUUGAGAUGCCGUACAAUAUUUGGUGUGGUGGUUGUGGAAGCCAUAUUGGCAUGGGUGUCCGGUACAACGCGGAGAAAACCAAGACUGGAAUGUACUACACUACUCCCCUCUAUAAGUUUAGGAUGAAGUGCCAUCUCUGCGAUAAUUACUUUGAAAUACAGACAGAUCCAAAGAACCAUGAUUACGUGAUCUUGGAGGGUGCUAGAAGGAAGGAACAGAGAUGGGACCCAAAAGAAAAUGGCCAGAUUGAAACAGAAGACAAGGCUGUUAUUAAGAAGAUGGCGACUGAUGCUAUGUUUAAACUUGAGCAUGGCUCAGACGACGUGAAGAAAGGUAAACAAGCCAUUACGUGUCUCUCGUCCCUGGAAUCACGCAGGGAUGAGUGGAAGGACGACUAUAUGCUGAACAAGAUUGCAAGGCAAAAGUUCAGGGAAGAAAAGCGUGUACAGAAGGAAAAAGCCGACAGUGAUGCUGACCUCCUGGCAAGGUCAUCCCUCAAUAUUCCACUACAGAAGGAGCGGGAUGAAGACGUUAAACUCGCCUCUCUUAUCAAGUAUCGGGCUCUUGACACUUAUGAUGAAAAACAAGCAAAGAAGCGGAAAGAAAUAGAAAAGAGACCAAUAUUCCAUUCAGCAUCGAAAGUCCCUAAAAUAGCGACACCAGAGCACAAGAGUGUGAACAUUCUAAAAGACAACAUCAAGUCACCAUUCGGCAAAAAUGCCAGUGUACUUAGCAGAACUAAAUCUUCUCUUACAAAAGCUUCCCUUGGUAUUUGCAAAAAAGAAUUUAAAACUCCAGGUUUGGGAUUGCUUUCUAUGAAAGCAGAGUCGCAAUCUAAAGGCAAGAAAAUUGAAAAUCCUACAAAUUUUGAAACAAGUAAGUAUACAAAUGGACAAGAAAUUAAUAUUGUUGAAGAGAGGUUAAAAGAAACAGAUGAAGACAUUGAAGGUGAAGUAAGUGGUAACAUAACUGAUGAUGUAUCAACUGCCGCAAUUGGUGAUGAUUGUGGUCAAUCUUCGAAAGAUAAUGUCACUGUGCCAAUUUUGUUAGAUCCUUUGAAGAGUAAGCCUGUUCAAGCUGUGUCUGGCUUGUCCCUGGUUGGGUCGUACAGUGAUAGCGACAGUGAUUCAUAAGUGAUUAUUUAGUCAAUUGUUCAGAACGUUGUUAACGAAAAGUUAACAAAAUCAUUGUUAACUUUUAAACAUGAACUAUUUGAUUACAAUGUAUGUGCUCAUAUAUUUAAAUAAAACAAGUACAGCUGAAACAUUUGUCUAUAAUCUUGUGAUAAAUACUGCAGAUCACAAGUGUAUCCAUUAACUUACAGAGCAAUAUAGAUUUGAAUGUAUUCAUUCUUAAAUUUUACAAUGUUCUGAACAAUCGGACCAUUAUGUUAGAUAUUUCGUUAAACUGUUAUUAUAUUCAUCUGAUUUAAGUUAUAUGUGUAAAAUUAGUGCCCAUUCUCUCCUGAUUUCACCAGCUUUGGUUAAAACUGUUGAGUCUGUGGCAGAUUGUUGACAGAUUUCAAAUCAUUUGAAAUAAACUGCUCAUGAUAGCAAGAAAUAUGUUUUUUGACUUGCUGUUGAUAUGUUUGUUACUGUAUGCACAUUUCUAGAUUGCAACUGUUUGAAAUAAAAAAAAUAUUGUAUAUAAUGUAACAUUUAGAAUUG
Messenger RNA from Mya arenaria, 1914 nucleotides. Its product is annotated as coiled-coil domain-containing protein 130 homolog. Lineage: Eukaryota; Metazoa; Mollusca; Bivalvia; Myida; Myidae. The record is from RefSeq and is a predicted model, not a curated record. Gene Ontology annotation, cellular component: U2-type spliceosomal complex; post-mRNA release spliceosomal complex. Gene Ontology annotation, biological process: mRNA splicing, via spliceosome. The transcript has 7 exons. Bases 109 to 1380 code for a protein of 423 amino acids.